Uloborus diversus is the source of this 1482-nucleotide messenger RNA. Its product is annotated as fez family zinc finger protein 1-like. NCBI's taxonomy places the organism in Eukaryota, Metazoa, Arthropoda, Arachnida, Araneae, Uloboridae. The record is from RefSeq and is a predicted model, not a curated record. The coding region runs from base 1 to 1482 and encodes 493 amino acids. Gene Ontology annotation, cellular component: nucleus. The transcript has a single exon.
AUGGCAGCAUCUCCUGACCCAUUAAUGGCGCCUGCGUCUCCUCUGUGUGAGGGCAGUAGUCCUCUCAAAGGUACCUCAAAUCUUGACGAAAACUGUAAAAUGGGUCCGAAAGAGAAAGAAAAGCAAUCACUGGCCUUUUCUAUUGCCAAGAUCAUGGAACCCGGUCCAAAGAAGAAUUCAGAAAUCCCAGAGAAGAGUAUUGCUCCUUUACUCAAUGUGAUGUUUGAAGACUUCAAUAAACGAAUGUCUCUCGUAAAUCCCUUGAUGGUAAAUCCACUGUUAUCCUUCCCACCAAUGAGAGGGAGGGAGGAAAUGGAGCAAAUAAACAUGAAUUUCCCUCUGGGACAACAAAGGCAUCCUCAAAUGAAUGUGGAUGCUGUCUAUGAACUCGCUCUCAAGCGUUUGAUGGAAACUUCGGGAAUGCAAGACCUGAGGUGCCACAUGAACAAUGUUUGCCCUCCGACUCGAUUCUUGCACCAAAGAUCUCAAGAGCUCCUGCGUCAUUACGGCUUCAUGUAUGCUGCAUUGCCACCUCAACAACUGAUCAGAAGCAACGGUGAUAUUGCUUGGGAAGACCUACCCUCACCAUCAAAUUUGCACUCGAUGGACUCCUCUAUGAUCCACAAGGUUAUCCGGCCUCAGCCAGUAUUGGCCAUGACGAGUGGAUCCCGGCAGCCGGACGAGUCAGUUGAUUCUGAGAGUCUGAUGCCACCCUCACAAACUAUGGGUCCCACCCAUUCCAGGUUCGUGUCGGAUCCGAAAUCCACGGCGUCGGACUCCUCGUCCAGAGACUGUCCCAGCCCGGUGAGGCAACAGAAGCGCAGCAACCACAACAAGCAGAAAACUUUCACGUGCCCCGAGUGUGGCAAAAUCUUCAACGCGCACUACAACCUCACGAGGCACAUGCCAGUCCACACCGGUGCGCGCCCGUUCGUGUGCAAGGUCUGCGGGAAGGGCUUCAGGCAGGCCAGCACCUUGUGUCGGCACAAAAUCAUCCACACUCAGGAAAAACCACACAAGUGCCACACUUGUGGCAAAGCCUUCAACAGGAGCUCCACCCUGAACACUCAUAUUCGCAUCCAUGCCGGCUACAAGCCAUGGGUUUGCGAGUAUUGCGGAAAAGGCUUUCACCAGAAAGGGAAUUACAAGAACCACAAACUGACUCACAGUGGAGAAAAAGCGUAUAAGUGUACAGUUUGCAAUAAAGCAUUCCACCAAGUGUAUAAUUUGACUUUCCACAUGCACACGCAUAAUGAUAAAAAACCUUACACUUGCAAAGUGUGUGGCAAAGGAUUCUGUAGGAACUUUGACCUCAAAAAGCACAUGAGGAAGCUUCACGACAGUGGACUUUCUUCAUCUGGGGUUGGACAUGCCCACGAAAACAACGCCACUGCAGCGGUAACAGUGAGUCUCAUCAAUCCGUUCUUUGUCUCUCCAAGCACCAGUUCGUAUAUGGAGCCAGGUUCUAGAAUAAUCUUGUAG